UCCACUGUAUAUGUAGAGGGUGUUGUGGUGGAUUUGGUCAUCAUCCGUUCGUUAGGAUCCACAGGCCUGAUCCGUUCAGGAGGCUGUAGUGACUUUCAGGACCAGACCGGGCUCGGUAUUCUGAAUUUGUUCUGAGUGGCUUUCAGGCUGAGUCUUUCUGUGCUGACAGCUUGACUGAGAUCAGACUCUGGCGUCACCAUGAGGUCCUCGUGCACAUCUGCCGCUCUGCUGUGUCUGCUGGCCGGAGCUUUGACCGCCAUUCAGAGCCAAGAGACAGUGUUUCUGGACAAGCAGCAGGCGAGCUUGCUGAUCCGUCAGAGAAGGAAUGUGGACGGCAGUCAGCCUGCAGGCCUGGAGCAGCUCUGCAUGGAGAAAGUUUGCACCUACGAGCAGGCCAGGAGUGUUUUUAAGGACACGUACCGCACGGAUAUCUUUUGGUCUGUCUACAUCGACGGAGAUCAGUGUGCAGAGAAGCCCUGCAAAAAUGGAGCCUUGUGCUCUGACAGCGUUGGAGGCUAUGACUGCGUCUGCAAGUCUGGUUUUUCAGGAGUCCACUGUGAAACAGACCAGACUCUGUGUCCGAUGAAAAAGAACGAGGGAUGCUCACAAUUCUGUAAACCUGGCUACACAUCCUACGAGUGCUCCUGCGCACGAGGGUGGAAGCUCAGCUCCACGGAUAGGAACAAGUGCGAGCCUGCAGUGAGAACCCCGUGUGGUAAGGUGGGCAGUCUGAGUCGCUGGAACGCCAGACAGGACAAAAACGUCCGCAGCAACUUUGACACGGUCACCUGUGGCUCUACUGAGUGUCCCUGGCAGGCUCUCCUGAAGAGUUCAGAGUCGGCUGGUUUCUGUAGUGGAGUCAUUCUGAAGGAGAACCUGGUCUUGACUUCGGCUCAAUGUGCGAACAAAUACAGUUCCUUCCAGGUGGCUGUCGGCAAGCGCAGCACGAGCUAUGAAAAUGGAGAGCAGACGCUGUACGUUCACCUGAUUCACGUCCACCCACGUUACGUGGAAGGUCGCCCUGAAAACGACCUUGCUGUGAUCGAGCUCCGCGACCGCAUCCAGUUCAAGAACGAGGUAGUUGCGGCGUGCCUGCCAGAGAGAGACUUUGCUGAAAGCAUCCUGAUGGGAGGAGAAUACCUGGGUGCGGUCACCGGCUGGAAAGAACCCAAGGACGGGUCAGCUUUCCAAGCCUCGCUCACCUUAAACCAACUGGAGUACCAGCCCCUCCCUCAGUGUCUGGAGACUCACCCCAAACUAAUAACCAACAAAAUGGGCUGCACCUCUCCCCAGACUAACGCCGACUGCGGUGUGAGCUCUGGCAGCCCCGUGCUCACCCUGUACAGGGACGUGUUCUUCCUCACCGGGGUGGUCAGCCAGCCAGCGGGGGCCGACUGCAGCAGAGGCUACAUCUUCCAGAAAGUGUCUCGCCAUCUGGGCUGGCUGCAGCCGCUAAUGGGCACACGUUAGGAGGGGAAGUCACGAUUUAACAUGACGUUAUGGAAGAUAAUGCAGGGGUGAAUAUACUAAUACAGGGAAGAUGAACAUUUUCAUUGUGCACUUUUAUUUUAGUGUUGUCUUCAUGCUACCCUAUCAACCAUAUACUCUCAGUCCAAGUGGACUUCUGCUUUCAUCCACAAGGUGGCUCUCUUUUAACAUCAACAAACAGGCUCAUACUGUAUGUAUCUACAACCACAGAGGAAGAGUCAGUAAUAGAGGCAGUGAAUUUUUCAGCAUGUGUUUAGUGAUGUGGACAUGCCUUUUAAUUACCCUGAAGUGAUGCUAUUUUAAGUGACUACUGUACUGUUAGACAUGCACCUUGUACCGCUCCAGUGUAUCACUACUCUAUGAAUGUAAUAAAACCCAAACCCUCA
This is a messenger RNA of Cheilinus undulatus (humphead wrasse), 1874 nucleotides long. RefSeq names its product protein Z, vitamin K-dependent plasma glycoprotein a (gene proza). Gene Ontology annotation, cellular component: extracellular region. Gene Ontology annotation, biological process: blood coagulation; proteolysis. NCBI's taxonomy places the organism in Eukaryota, Metazoa, Chordata, Actinopteri, Labriformes, Labridae. The transcript is spliced from 9 exons. Bases 199 to 1470 code for a protein of 423 amino acids. Gene Ontology annotation, molecular function: serine-type endopeptidase activity; calcium ion binding. The record is from RefSeq and is a predicted model, not a curated record.